Harpegnathos saltator (Jerdon's jumping ant) is the source of this 777-nucleotide messenger RNA. RefSeq lists its product as uncharacterized. The transcript has 4 exons. The coding region runs from base 238 to 777 and encodes 179 amino acids. NCBI's taxonomy places the organism in Eukaryota, Metazoa, Arthropoda, Insecta, Hymenoptera, Formicidae. The record is from RefSeq and is a predicted model, not a curated record.
CGGUCGGGCGAGCUGCCGCGCCGCGCCGCGCGCGGCUCGUCGCAAUUUUCAGACAUACCGCGGGAAAAUCUCGCCAAGGUCGCACGUUCGCCCCGGCUUGAGAAGCGCACGGUGAAAAAAGGAUUUGGCGAGUUUCAUUGUCGCCGACGGUCGACCGAUCUAAACUCCGACUAGAAGUUAACCAAAACAAUCCAUUUCAGCACGGAUUAAAAAAAUAAUAUUAUACAGUAACACAUAAUGAGAUGUAUGAAAGAAAGAUUCCGAAGAUCGGCGACGAGAUCGAACGGUAGCGAGUUAUUCCUCAAGAUGGAGUGGAGGGAUCCAGUGAGGAGAACCAAUAAAGAUGGACUCAUAUAUUGUCAUCCAUUGGCCAUAGCUAUACAGGAAGGUUUAAAAGAAAGGUUUUGUACUACAUUCGAAAAAGAAGAAUUGAUAAUUGCCAGCUGUUUACACCCCAAAUUCAAAUUGAGUUGGUUAGCCGGAGAUAAGCGAAAACUUACGCAAACAUAUUUAGAAGAUUUAUUAGGAAUUCCUUCGGCUGAAAAUUCUUUGAUGUCUGAUAAGCACGAUGAUAACGAUGACCUUUUUAAUUUCAAACAGCAAACAUCAAAUGAGAAAUCUGCCUUUGAUGUAUGGCAAAGAUUUUUAAAGUCAACAGUUGUCGGUGUCGUUAGCGGCAUUACGCAAAAGUUUUUCAUACAACAAGAAAGGUUGCGCAAUACUGCUAACGACACCGAGAACUAUCGGUACCGCAAGUACGGAGUGCAGCCCCAGUAG